Molecule: messenger RNA, 1405 nt
Organism: Cynara cardunculus var. scolymus (artichoke)
Lineage: Eukaryota; Viridiplantae; Streptophyta; Magnoliopsida; Asterales; Asteraceae
Product: mitochondrial substrate carrier family protein B-like
Exons: 8
Coding region: 209-1213 (334 amino acids)
Biological process (GO): transmembrane transport
Source: RefSeq, a predicted model, not a curated record
UGCUUGGUGCUCUCCCACGCCGAUUUGGAGUUAUCUUCAUCGCCAAGAACCAUUCAUACGCCAAUUCCAACUGGAUACAACCAACAACUUCAAGAUUUCUCAAGGGAAGCUUACUGAUUGCUCCCACCAGGAUCAUCAUCUUCUAGGAUUCGUCAUCAUCAAUUUUAUAUAUAUAUAUAGAGAGAGAGAGGGAGAGUUUUAGUAAAAUAUGCAAACGGAAGCAACGGUAGGGGUGGUGGAAGGCGGUGGUCCGGCUCGUAAAUUGGUGGCGCAUCACCAGAGGCCGGUGCAACAUCAGCAAUCUCAGGUAGGGACAGUUUCUCAACUUAUAGCAGGUGGUGUUGCCGGCGCCGUUAGCAAGACCUGCACUGCUCCUCUCGCUCGCCUCACUAUACUUUUUCAGGUGCAAGGCAUGCACUCAGAUGCUUCCACAUUGAGAAAGGCCUCUUUAUGGCGUGAAGCUUCACGUAUAGUUAGUGAAGAAGGAUUCCGUGCAUUCUGGAAGGGGAACUUGGUGACAAUUGCUCAUCGUCUACCUUACUCCUCCAUCAGUUUCUAUGCAUUUGAACGCUACAAGAAUUUACUACAGCUGAUAACGGGAGUGGACAGUCAUGGGACGAACAUAAGUGCAGGCUUGUUUAUACGACUUGCAGGUGGUGGCUUAGCUGGCAUAACUGCUGCUUCCGUUACAUAUCCUUUAGAUCUUGUGAGAACGCGUCUUUCAGCUCAGAGAAAUGUUAUUUAUUAUAGAGGUAUAUGGCAUGCUUUACGUACCAUCAGCAGGGAAGAGGGCAUCUUUGGCCUCUAUAAAGGACUUGGCGCUUGUCUAUUGGGUGUUGGUCCCAAUCUAGCAAUUAGCUUCUCAGUUUAUGACACUGCUAGAUCUUACUGGCAAUUGCAAAGGCCGGAGGAUUCCGCUGUCCUGGUCAGCCUGGCUUGUGGAAGUCUUUCAGGGAUUGCAUCAUCAACAGUAACAUUUCCUCUGGAUCUUGUGAGGCGGCGGAUGCAGUUGGAAGGAGCAGGUGGUCGGGCUCGUGUUUAUAAGACAGGUAUUUUUGGUACAUUUGGGCAAAUCAUACGAGCAGAAGGUAUACGUGGAAUAUACAGAGGAAUAUUGCCUGAAUAUUACAAGGUGGUGCCGAGCAUUGGGAUCGUGUUCAUGACAUACGAGAAACUUAAGCAAGUAUUGUCAAAUAUAGAUCCUUGCAGAUGAUGAUGAUGAUGAAGUUAGUUUAAAACAAGAUGAUGAUGAGUUAUAGGAAACAAAAACAUUUUAUAGGUAAGAGGAGGAAGAGGAGGAUAAUUGUGUUUUUUCUAAAUUGGAAAUAUUGUUUUCCUCAACACAAAUUAGUAGUAAUAUCAAAUUAUAGAUUCUUGUUUUUCUUUCUUGCUGCUUUACUUAACA